Molecule: messenger RNA, 701 nt
Organism: Mucor mucedo
Lineage: Eukaryota; Fungi; Mucoromycota; Mucoromycetes; Mucorales; Mucoraceae
Product: concanavalin A-like lectin/glucanase domain-containing protein
Exons: 3
Coding region: 1-672 (223 amino acids)
Biological process (GO): carbohydrate metabolic process
Molecular function (GO): hydrolase activity, hydrolyzing O-glycosyl compounds
Source: RefSeq, a predicted model, not a curated record
AUGGAUUAUACCGUCAAUGCAAAACACAAUAAUACAAUUGAUCGUGUCUUUGUUCCCUCUAAUGUCAAAUUAUCUCAGACAGACGGCAUUACCUUAUCCGUCCAAAAGGACGCCCAAGGAAGAUACACAUCCGCAGCCGUAGGCACAAAAAGGUCCGAUUUUUUAUAUGGCACCUAUCGCGCCAGAAUGAAAACAAGCAAUGUAGACGGCACAGUAGCCGCUUUUUUCUUUUAUCGGAAUGACACGAGUGAAAUCGAUAUGGAAUCCCUGAGUCGAGUCAAGGACCCUUUUAAAACAUAUUUCGCUAUUCAACCUCAGAUCUAUGAAAAGGAUGGUUCUGCCUCACCCUUGACAAACGAAAAGCACGGUCUCGACUUUAAUCCCACAGAGGACUUUCACGAGUAUCGAUUUGACUGGUUACCAAAUUCUGUCAAAUUCUACAUUGACGGCAGCUUUGUGCGUGAAAUGACAACAAAUGUGCCAGAUUCACCGGGCCGAAUUCUGCUUAAUCACUGGACAGAUGGCAAUCCAUUCUUUAGUGGGGGUCCUCCCACAGAAAACGCAGAACUGAGGGUCUCGCAUCUUAAUAUGUUUUUUAAUUCCUCCGAAGCAACACAACCUCCAUCCUGUUCCAAAUCAGAAACACCGUGUAGUAUUUCAGGUAAGAGUUAAAAUAGAGUAAAAGAGUGAGAGUAAAGAAG